Ilex paraguariensis (yerba mate) is the source of this 1520-nucleotide messenger RNA. NCBI's taxonomy places the organism in Eukaryota, Viridiplantae, Streptophyta, Magnoliopsida, Aquifoliales, Aquifoliaceae. The record is from the annotation of a GenBank genome assembly.
ACAAAUCAAAUGCAAAUGCAAAUCAGAAUUUAAUUUCAAAUUUCUGAUACAAUUGUUUUGAUUCCUGAAAAUUACCCCGUAUCUUCAUAUUCAUCUCUCUUUUACCAGAGUUGUUUCUCUAUCUAAAUCUUCAUUCGAACGAUUCAUCAAAGAUGAGCUCUGGGGGCACAAAUGGAGCCUCUCAAGCUUCCAAAAAGAAUUCCAAGAAACCCAAAUAUUCCAGGUUUACACAGCAAGAUCUUCCUGCUUGCAAACCAAUUUUAACCCCAGGAUGGGUCAUUACAGCAUUCCUCUCCAUUGGCUUAGUCUUCAUUCCGAUUGGCCUUGCAUCCUUGUUUGCAUCGGAGCAUGUGGUGGAAAUUGUAGACCGUUAUGACGAGGAUUGUAUUCCUUCAAAUUCUGCAUCCGAGAGGCUUACAUAUAUUCAAAGUACUGAGACUAACAAAACCUGUAUCAGGAAUUUAAUUGUUCCAAAGAAAAUGAAACAGCCCAUUUAUGUAUAUUAUCAGCUCGACAAUUUCUACCAGAAUCAUCGUCGAUAUGUCAAAAGUAGAAGCGACUUGCAAUUGCGCAGCAAAGAAUAUGAACGUGACACAAAGACUUGCGAACCUGAACGCGCACAUGAAAAUGAACCAAUUGUUCCUUGUGGUCUUGUUGCUUGGAGUUUGUUUAAUGACACGUAUGGGUUUUCACUGAACAACAAAAUUCUACAAGUCAAUAAAAAAGACAUAGCCUGGAAAAGUGACAAAGAACAUAAAUUUGGGUCUGAGGUAUAUCCUAAGAAUUUUCAGAAAGGACCUCUGAUUGGGGGCGGAAAACUAAAUGAGAGCCAACCGUUAAGUGAGCAAGAGGAUCUCAUUGUUUGGAUGCGAACUGCGGCAUUACCAACAUUUAGAAAGUUGUAUGGGAAGAUAGAGGACGACCUUGAAGCCAAUGAGAAGAUAACAGUUGUAAUACAGAACAAUUACAACACGUAUAGUUUUGGGGGCAACAAGAAUCUGGUUCUUUCAACCACAAGUUGGAUUGGUGGAAAAAAUGAUUUCCUAGGCAAAGCAUACAUUGCAGUUGGCGGAUUUUGCUUAUUUAUUGUAAUAGGCUUCAUACUUAUGUACGUCAUUAAGCCAAGGCCUUUGGGAGAUCCAGCCUUCUUGUCGUGGAACCAAAAUCCUGAUGGGCAUUUGAACUAGUGAGUCUCCAGUAUGUUCAUUCUAAUUGCCAGUAUGUUGACACACCAUCAUGCCCUGCUGAGUUUCUCCCUGAAAUCUUCCUCCACCACAAAGCCUUUAUCUGGCUUGGCUGUUAAUCCUUUAUGCUCGACGAUUUUCAAUUUGCAUGAAUUUAGUUCUGCUGUUAUUGGGUGGUUCCAGUUUUGAGUUGCUAGCACUGCAUUGAUUUGCUGCUAGACAAGUUUUAGUACAUUUAUGUUUUCGUACACUUUUAUAUUGUAAUUUGUAAAAAAGAGAGAGAAAACCGAAUUGUUUUAAAUUAUUUGAUCAUCAGUUGUCCAUAAUACACUUCUG